GAAAGUAUGGCAGUCGGUUAGUGGCUCGCAGGUCGGUGCCGUUAGUCUUUCAUUAUCCGGCGCUCGAGCGUGUAACGUUUUUGUCCGUGAUUUCCACACGCAGCGAUAAAAACAACAACAACAACACUAACAACAAGAAGUAGAAGAACAGCUAGCAAAAUAAUAAUACCAACGGAAGAGAACAGCGGCAACGGGUUCUGCUGUGCUGUGCUUCUCCUAUUUUAAGUGCCGAGCGUUUUACUAUUUUUACUACACAGCGACACAGAUACACACACACACAUACACCCCCCCCCCCCCUCUUGUGUGUGGUAUGUGCGAGUGUGCGUGUGUGUGGAACAAUAACAACAAUAACAAUAGCAACAAAUCCUAAAACAAAUAGCCAGACAGUGUUAAAUGUUAUUGAAAUGAUCUUCCAUAAAUAAAUUUUGAGAGAAAAUGAAUAAAAACGAAUGUUGUAAUUAGACUUUUGAGACUUUUGAGAGCAAAAUGUGCACGCCGAUAAAGACAAAAACAAAAAGAAAUCAACCAACUGCAGCACCAACAGCAACAACAACUGCAAGCCGAAACUAGGCUAAAUAUCUUUGCAUACUUUUGGGAAAGUUUUACAGCACACACACACAGACACACAUAAGCCAGGACAGGACAUAGCGGCUGGACCUGCGCCUGCGGUCGCCGACAUUUGAACCUGUUUUCUGACCGCCGGCCGCCUCUUUUCACUUUUGGCAACGCCACCGACCCAGAGCGGAGCUAGAGCAGCUGCAGCUGCGGCUGAGGCUGAGCCCAAGAUGAAAAUGUGCAAUAAAGUGGCAGAGUUGAAAGAGGAUAACUAAAAGGGAUAACUGCACAUGCACACACACAGCUAAGCACUCAUUCCGCGUCCGGGCGUCCGAGUGGCAUACCAACACACACAUACAUAGCGGAGCGAGCAGAAAGAGUUCAGCUCGGUUCAGAGUGCUUCAAAGUGGUGCAGUUCAACAGCCUCCGGGUUCGUGGCAAGCGCAACUGCAAAUUCGGCCAACAGCAGUAGCAGUAGCAGUAGCAGCAUCACCAGCAGCAUCAGCAUCAGCUUCGUGUGCGCAUCCUGUGUGGCUGUGUGCGUGUGUAUCUGUGAGCUGCAGCCGUAGCAGGAGCUCUGCAGCGUCGAAAAUUGUGUCAGCAGCAUCGGUAGCAGCAGCAUCAGUAGCAGCUCAUUUCGGCCAGCCUGGCGCCUGCAUCUUCGAUUGCCGGUGCAGCGGCCCUACUGCGUCAGAGUGUUGAACGAGAAUGCCUCCGCGUGGUAGCACGUCAUAGUGUCACCAUCAUAUGCAACUAGAAACUAGCAGCAGCACCACCACCACCACCACCACCACCAGCACAAAACCACAGCCAAAUCGAACGCAACAAAGCUUCCAGAGACAGGCCAAGAGGAGGAGAAGAUCCCGCUUCCAGGAGAAGUAGUACCCCCAAACCCAAUCUAAUCUAACACUUUGUAGAACCAGUUACUAGAGACGCAGUACCAUGCAGCUGCUCCUCAAAUCGAUCUUCACCUGCGCACUAUUCGUGAUCUUUGUGUACGCCACUGCCCAGUCGCUGGCGAAGGUGCAGCAGAACGACGAGCGGUACACGCUCCUCAAUGGGACGAGCAGUAGCGGGAGCAAUCUCAGCCGGGACCACUUCCUCAGCCGGCGGCUGCGGCAGGCGGGUCAGGGCGAGGAGGGCGAACAAGGGGCGCCGGUGAGGAUCGACGACGAAAACAAGGACGAUCCACUGCAGGCCUCCGGUCCGGAGGAGGAGGAGCUACGCGAGUGCAGUGAGGGCCUGGUCCUGCCCCUAUGGAUGCCCCAGCGGAACAUUUCCAUAGGCGACCGGCUCGUGCGCGGCUUCGUCUAUUUCCUGCUAUUGGUCUACCUGUUCGUCGGUGUCUCCAUCAUUGCCGACCGCUUUAUGGCCUCCAUCGAGGCCAUCACCUCCAUCGAACGGGCGGUGGUGGUACGCGGUCCCCACAACGAGAAACAAGUGAUGCACGUCCGCAUUUGGAACGAGACGGUGGCCAAUCUCACGCUGAUGGCCCUGGGCUCGAGCGCCCCCGAAAUCCUGCUCUCGGUGAUCGAAAUCUACGCCAAGGACUUCGAGAGCGGUGACCUGGGACCGGGAACCAUUGUCGGCUCUGCCGCCUACAACCUGUUCAUGAUCAUAGCGGUGUGCAUGAUCUGGAUCCCAACCGGCGAGGUGCGACGCAUCCGGCAUCUGAGAGUGUUCACCGUGACGGCCGCAUUCUCCAUCUUCGCCUACGUGUGGCUUUGGCUCAUCCUGUCCGUGUUCACGCCCGGCAUCAUCGCUGUGUGGGAGGCGAUCGUGACGCUGCUCUUCUUCCCGCUCACAGUGCUUUGGGCGUACAUUGCGGAGCGGCGGCUGCUGGUCUACAAAUACAUGGACAAGAACUACCGGGUGAACAAGCGCGGCACCGUCGUCGCCGGCGAGCACGACCAGGUGGAAAUGGAUGCGGAGAAGGGCGGACCUCGGGGCUCGAUUUCGACCCCCACGACGCGGGGCGGCGAAGCGGAGGCUUUCGACGAGGCCCGUCGCGAAUACAUCCAAGUGCUGACCGAGCUGCGCCAAAAAUAUCCCGACGCCGAACUCGAGCAGCUCGAGAUGAUGGCCCAGGAGCAGGUGCUGGCGCGGAGCAACAAAUCGCGCGCCUUCUACCGCAUCCAGGCCACCCGCCGUAUGGUCGGCAGCGGCAACCUGAUGCGCAAGAUCCAGGAGCGGGCCCACAGCGACCUAACCGAGGUGAAGGCCCAGCUGCACCCGAGCGAGGACGAUGACGGCGACGAGCCCACCCGCGUCUACUUUGAGCCCGGCCACUACACCGUCAUGGAGAACUGCGGCGAGUUCGAGGUGCGCGUGGUCCGACGGGGCGACAUCUCCAACUAUGCCACCGUUUCCUUCGAGACCCAGGACGGCACCGCCUCGGCCGGCACGGACUUUGUCGGCAAGCGGGGUCAGCUGAACUUCCCGCCCGGCGUCGACGAGCAGCGCUUCCGCAUCGAGGUCAUUGACGACGACGUCUUCGAGGAGGACGAGUGCUUCUACAUCCGUCUCUUCAAUCCAUCGGAGAACCUAAAACUGGCCGUGCCGCAGAUCGCCACUGUCAUGAUCCUGGACGACGAUCACGCCGGCAUCUUCGCCUUCACGGACUCAGCCUUCGAGAUCUCCGAGUCGGUGGGUCUUUACGAGGUAAAGAUUAUGCGUUACUCGGGAGCCCGCGGCACCGUAAUAGUGCCAUACUGGACGGAGAGCGGCACCGCCACGCCGGGCAAGGACUACGAGGAAACACAUGGCGAGCUCGUUUUCGAGAACAAUGAAACAGAGAAAAUCAUCGAAGUCCUUAUUCUGGAGGAGAGCAGCUACGAGAAGGAUGUCAGCUUCAAGGUGCACAUUGGGGAACCACGGCUGGCUCCAGAUGACAUUAAUAAGGAAUCAUUUUUCAAUCGAUUUUUUGAAAAACACGAACACACUGGAGAUCCCACUCACGACGAAUUGGCAGCCAAAAUCGAGGAAGUGGAAAAGAAGUUACCCCAGGACCUGACCGAACUGGAUCGCAUCCUGUUGCUGAGCAAGCCCCGGAACGGAGAGCUGACCACCGCCUAUGUGCGCAUUCGCGAGAGCCAGGAAUUUAAGGCUACGGUGGACAAACUGGUGGCCAAGGCAAAUGUUUCGGCAGUUCUUGGAACAUCCUCUUGGAAGGAGCAGUUCAAAGAUGCCCUCACAGUUCUACCAUCUGAUGAAACCGAUUUCGAUAACGAUGAUGAGGUAGAGGAGGAGGUGCCUAGCUGUUUCAGCUACAUAAGCCACUUUGUCUGCCUCUUUUGGAAGGUUCUCUUUGCAUUUGUGCCGCCCACAGAUAUUUGCGGCGGCUAUGUUACCUUUGUGGUAUCGAUAUUCGUCAUUGGCGUCAUCACCGCCAUCAUUGGAGAUGCCGCAACCUAUUUCGGCUGUGCUCUCAACAUCAAGGACUCUGUAACCGCCAUUCUGUUCGUCGCUCUGGGCACCAGUAUACCAGACACUUUUGCGAGCAUGAUAGCGGCCAAGCACGAUGAGGGGGCAGACAACUGCAUCGGCAAUGUCACGGGCAGCAAUGCGGUUAACGUUUUUCUGGGCAUCGGCCUUGCUUGGACCAUCGCAGCUGUCUACCACAGCUCCCAAGGGAUGACCUUCAACGUGGAACCGGGAACGAUUGGCUUUGCUGUGGCGCUCUUCUGCGGCGAGGCUUUAAUUGCCAUCCUGCUGAUCAUGGUUCGGCGCUGGACCAAGGGCAUCGGAGCCGAGCUGGGUGGUCCAAAGGUCAGCAAGUAUAUCAGCGCUGGCAUCCUGGUAUUUCUUUGGGUCUCCUACGUGGUCAUCUGCACACUGGAGGCCUACGAUGUCAUCCAGAUCUAAGGAGCUCAACAAACCGCAUUGCUUUCACUUUGGCGUUGGCUUUGUUAUUUGCAUUGGCGUUCAGUUUUCAGCAAAGUAUGGUAUCAAUGAAAGUUGGAACAAGUUUUGGGCAAAACUGGCUAACCGGCCGCGAAUGAGAAAUGAGAUGCUGCAGGAAGCAAUUUUUAUAUGUAAACUAAUGGUGUAUAUGGGCGCUCGGCGAUUAUAUACCCAAUUAUAUUUAUUAUGUAAAAUUUAUGUUAAUACUAAAAGUAAAAUUGUAAUGUUUAACUAGGUUUAAGUCAGGCUUAUAUAUAUAGAAAAAACAAAAAAUAUUUUCCGAUUUUUAUUGUCUCUAUUCAUAUUAUGAAUUGUAAAUACAGAAAGGCUGCCACGGCUCAGCAAUCUUGUAAUUGUAAACGAGAUAUCAUUCAUUGUUAUGCCAUAUAUACUUAAUUUUAUUAUUAAAUACUAUUAUAUUUAUUAUGUCACUCUGUGUACAACUUAAGUCAUUGUUGUUGUUUGUUAAAGCUGUACUUAAUCCACCCACACGGAAAGGAAACCAAAAAUCCAAAGAAACCGAACAUCACAAUUGCCUGAAACUCUGUGGGGGGGAGCUUAAGUUUUUUUUUUAAUUCGAUAAAUGUCUCUCCAUCUGCCGAAAACCAUUGUUAAUUUAAUACAUGUGUAAGUUUUAGAAGAGUCCAAACUUUUUAGCCAAGAAGAGUCGUAAUCGCUACUUAACCAUCUACUGCUACAAAUAACAAGUAACUACUCUUUACCAAAUAGGAGCCUCCACUGCAACUAGUUCUAGUCUAGUCACUCUCACUAUCGACACAAAUCCAAACCACUAGUUACGGCAUUUUUCACUAACUUUGACCAAAUAGAGCAAAUGGCGGCACUACUUACCUAGAGACUAGCAAGAAAGACCACUACUCCGACUUGAGAGCACUAAUCAAUUUACUUAAAAAAGACUUUCACUUUGCUUGUGUCGCUGGCAGUGAUCGAAGAUCGAAAUCUGGAUAAAAAUACUACUGGAUAUUAAGGCAAACACCAAACAAAACAAAAAACAACAAAGCAAAACCAAAUAACAAAUACA
This is a messenger RNA of Drosophila ananassae, 5497 nucleotides long. RefSeq names its product sodium/calcium exchanger 3 (gene Calx). Gene Ontology annotation, cellular component: axon; postsynapse; sarcolemma. NCBI's taxonomy places the organism in Eukaryota, Metazoa, Arthropoda, Insecta, Diptera, Drosophilidae. Gene Ontology annotation, biological process: sodium ion transmembrane transport; cell communication; calcium ion import across plasma membrane. The coding region runs from base 1498 to 4419 and encodes 973 amino acids. The record is from RefSeq and is a predicted model, not a curated record. The transcript is spliced from 11 exons. Gene Ontology annotation, molecular function: calcium:sodium antiporter activity.